Molecule: messenger RNA, 2337 nt
Organism: Actinia tenebrosa (Australian red waratah sea anemone)
Lineage: Eukaryota; Metazoa; Cnidaria; Anthozoa; Actiniaria; Actiniidae
Product: ras-related protein Rab-10
Molecular function (GO): GTPase activity; GTP binding
Source: RefSeq, a predicted model, not a curated record
CAUGCGCAGUAGCAGCAUUAGAGGCGAGGCGGAAGAGGCAAAAUGGCGAAAAAGAGUUACGAUUACCUCUUCAAACUGCUUCUUAUAGGAGAUUCCGGGGUUGGAAAGACGUGUAUACUUUUCAGAUUCUCAGAUGAUGCUUUCAAUACAACUUUCAUCUCGACCAUAGGAAUCGAUUUCAAGAUCAAAACCAUUGAAAUGAAGGGGAAAAAGAUCAAGUUACAAAUAUGGGAUACCGCUGGCCAGGAAAGAUUUCAUACCAUCACAACGUCUUAUUACAGAGGAGCAAUGGGUAUAAUGUUGGUUUAUGAUAUCACUCAAGAAAAGACAUUUGAAAACAUCUCAAAGUGGCUAAGAAACAUUGAAGAGCAUGCAAAUGAAGAUGUUGAAAAGAUGAUACUUGGAAAUAAAUGUGACAUGGAUGACAGGAGAAUAGUCAGUAGAGAAAGAGGAGAGCAGAUUGCAAGAGAACAUGGUAUUCGCUUUUUAGAAACUAGUGCUAAGACAAAUGUGAAUAUUGAGGAUGCAUUCUUCGCUUUAGCACAAGAUAUUCUUAAAAAACAACUGACCAAGGACAAUGAUGAGCCAUCCAACAACAUUCAUGUUCAGGAUUCAAAGGACCAAAAGAAAGGUUGUUGUUAAGUUAAAAUUCCUCUUCCAUCAUCCAGAAGAAUAGAAAAAAUCCUAAUAACCCACAAUUCUAUUGGGUGGUAAAURUUCUGACUGUCCUUAUUGCCUGGUAUUAUGGAGUGUAUUAGAUGAAUAUAGCACUCAAUUGUAAUGCAAAAUUGAUCUCAUUAGAUUAUAGAGGAAGAGGCCUUUAAAGCCAAAAGUAAUAAUUAUGCUCCAGUUCAUGGUAAAACUAAAAGAUAGCGAUCAUUUUUUAGUCUCAUUUGCUGCCAUUUCAUUUUGCUCUCGUUAGUUCAUUCGUACAUUUAAAUUUCGUUUUUCGCCCAAGUUAUUUGAACAUUUAAUCUUGAGUCAUGACAUUAAUGGCUGCAGAUGAGGCUAAGAUUCCUUAGAAACAUUCGGUAAAAAUUAUAUUGGAGGAAAAAUUUAACCUUUGACCUCAAUCACAGGAGUUUAUGUUUAUUAAGGAGGUUUUAAAGCUAGGGGGACUCAUAAGAGACAAUGUGGAUGAUUCUAAAGAUAAAAAGAAAAAAAACUUGAACGAAGUCAGACAAACAGUAGUACUAUUCGUUUUGUUUCUAGAUAAUAACCCCAAAUACACAACUACUAUUUAUAUUUUUUCACAGUAUAAUAGCUAAUGUAUUUUAUGGUUGUUGUUCAGAAGUGGGGCUAAAAAUAAUGGCUGGUCAGGGACGAUGUCUAUCCAGAAUUGUCACUUGUCUGGCCAAAGACCUCUGGUGCUCUUGCCUGGUCAUCCUAACUGGUCACAUGUUGAUCAGUCAGAUGUGAUCAGUCAUUAAGCAGCCAUUACUUUUAGCCCUGAGUAGUGAAAAUGAACACUUCAUCUUUGUAUAUGCUUUCAUAUUAUGACUAUUUCUCUUAUUAGCUAUAAGGUACUUGGUAAUUAAUAUAGAAUGGUCUGGUCUGGGUGAAAAUUGGAGCUAUCUGAUUAUACCCUAAAAGUUUGGAAUCUGGAAGUCCAAAUCAGCAUUCCAGAACAAUUUUUCCUCCAUGAAUGUUUUGGAAAUUGGAUUUAUGUAGAAGUUUGCUUAACUCCUUACUUCUCUUUGCUUUACUCCUCUCUCCCAGUAUUCCUUUGGCCCUAGAGGAGUAGUAUUGAUGUUAAUCUCCUACCUGGACCUCACACUUGUUCAAUGUAAACCCCUGUAUCUUGAUUUUCUAGUAUUCUCAAGAUGAAAGGUUAAUAGAAGAUUUGGCCAUCGUUUUGGAUAAGAUGAAAAUUUCAACCAAUAGUCUGUCAAUGUUUCAUAUGGGGCCUAAAUAAUUGACAGYGGAGAUCUAGGUGGUUUGUGCUUGGUAUUGCAUAUGCAUCUGUAUUAUCUCAUAUGAUAAUACUUUCCCACCCUUCCCUCCCCAAAAAUAGGUUUGUCAUGUGAAUACACUUCGAUCAUGUUUAUAUCUAAAGCAAGCAAUAAAAGUUUAAAGGGUGAUUUUUUCCUUUCAUAUAAGUAUUUCAUUGUAUUUUUGCCAUUUAGAUAGUCAUUUAYGUAAUUACCAUGGCUAAUGGGUUAUAGUAUCAAGAGAAUUGUAUUUAAAUUAAUUAAUCAAAUCUCUAUUUUGCUUUGUAUUGAUGUACCAAUUGAUGUUGUACAAGUUACGCACACUAAAGACGACUGUCCACCGCGAAACCAAAGUGUGUUAAUGAGUUUUUUAAUAAAUAGGUAUUAAAAUAAGAGAAAUGUCAUU